Molecule: messenger RNA, 2398 nt
Organism: Drosophila persimilis
Lineage: Eukaryota; Metazoa; Arthropoda; Insecta; Diptera; Drosophilidae
Exons: 4
Coding region: 760-2352 (530 amino acids)
Cellular component (GO): cytoplasm
Source: RefSeq, a predicted model, not a curated record
UAGUUUUUUGUUUAUGUUGGGACGUUGUCGGAAAAUUCGGCUGGCUGUUUUCCCGUUUCCCGUCUCCCUCUGCCAUGAAAAGCUGCUAAAAAGGCUAAAUAUAAAAAUCAGCGCAGCGCGGCCAGACCAACAGUCCGCUCUUCGCUCGGUGCAUUGUUUUUCUAGUCGAUAGAAAAUAUGUGAAUCGAGACAGGAACGCAGCAGAAACGCAUCUCGUGUCUGUGUGUAUAUGUAUAUGUACAACGGUGCGCCUGUGUUUGCAUUUGUGUGAGUGCCUGGUACAUGGGAAAAUCAUUAUUAUAAAUGAAAACUGGUGAAAUGUACGACAACCAACUCCCACUUGUACGUGUGCGGGGUGCGCAGUGAAGAAGGGUGUUUACCUCUGUCCGAUUUCCUGUGUGUAUGAGUGCAUGUGUGUGUGUGCGUGCCAGAUAAAGACUUGAAUUUCUGUUGGUUUUUUCCGUCCGUCGGAGGAUAUUAGUGUCGGACGGGAGGAGCCGCAAAAGCGUAAUAUGCUUGCAUAUCCAUUAAUUGCGCAAAAGGUCAAAAGUUAGGCACAACGAAAUGUGGUAGGGACUAUUUGGUCGGUGGGACGGACGGGGCCAGAGACAAAGAGGACGACGAAUUCUGCUGGGUGAAUUCGCCGUGCGGCGAAUUCGGGUGGAAACGACCCCACACACACAAAAGCAGAAAAGGAGCAAAGGACAUCGCCGAACUAAAUAGAACUGAAGACUGUCGACGGCCUACAAAUUGAUAAUUAUGUCAGCGGCGGAACUUGAGGCGGAAGCUGCCGCCCAGGAACAGCAGCCCGAGCAGCACAGCAGCAGCGAACCCCACAGCGAACAAACGAACACUGCCAGCGAGGAGACUUUAAGCACAGCCACAAACAACUACAACAACAAUGUGGACAUUGACCAGCAGCUGCAGCAACACGCCCAGAUGCAACAGCAGCAACAGCAACAGCAACAGGAGGGGGACAACGGCCUGGCCGGGCUGGGCCUAAGCCUGAUGCAGAACUCGCCACCGCCGCACAGCUAUCGCCAUUCACGAGCCUAUCGCCACUUCAAGAACCCGCCGCAGCCGCACAUGUGCAUCCGCACCACCACGGAGACGGGCGAGGAGCUGUUCAUCAACGUCCUUAGCUGGACGCGCAUUGUGAUACCGCAGGAGCCCAGUGAUCCCAUACCCCUAUACGGAGGCAUGCGCGUGCCGCCUGGCAGCCCGCGUAGUCCACCCAUUGUCUUUGCGGUGAUGGCCAAUCCAGAGGUCCUCAAGGACUCUGGGCGCCACAGCAAAGAUCCGGAGGAGCGACGCGCAAUGGUUGAGCUAAUGUGCGACUUCGUGGAGGCUAUGAAUCCCGGCGUGAAACUAGUCAGAAAUGCCGUCAUACUCAAAGAUCGGGACAUUUCCGGCGAGCUGAAAGAUGUCUGGAAUGCCGUACAGGCCCAGCGGGACCGCGAGCGUGAGGAGCAAAUGCUGCAGCAGCGACAGCAGCAGCACUACCAGAACAUCACCACACAGCAAAUGUUUCCCAAAUCGCCGGAUGCGGCACGAGCUGCCAGUGCCGGCGCCGGGUUGAACGAGGCCAGCUCUCCACCGGCUCACAUUGGAGAGCCGCUGAUGGCAGAGCAUGGUAAUGCCAAUGGCAUCACAUUGGCAGUGUUUGCCCAGCAGCUGGACAACAAGGUGGCCAGCGAGCAGACAGAACAGCAGCAGCAGCAGCACGUGGAGUCGCUGGCAACCAUUGAGGAUGCCUGUGUGGAUCAGACGGAUGCUGGAGGCAGUGGCUCAGUGGCUAAUACGAAUGGCUCAACGACUGCCAUGGACAGUCAGCAAGCGGCGGAAGCCGAGCCAGAGGUUAAGAUGUCCGCACACGUGGCCACCAAUGGAGCCGGCACUCCCACAACAAGCUCUUCAACGCUCACGCCAGCUGCCACGCCACCAGUUGUAGCCGCAGCUGCACCCACACCCACACCUGUAGCUGCUGCUCCAGCCAAGAAGGAAAAACUUGGAGGCUUCCUGCCCAACGGCUGCAUCUUCCCGCGCUUCAAGAACAACAAGCACAAGGACAAGGACAGCAGUCACAAGGAAGGCAAGAGCAAAGAGAAGACCCUUCUGAAUGCCCUCAAGAAGAGCAAGGAGAAGAAGGUCGCCCCCAGCGAGCAGGCGGCUGGCGAGAAGGCGGCCGCCUCAUCGGACAAUGGCACCACGCAGUACGAGAAGAACUGCAUCAACAAUCUGGAGUGUGAGGUGCAGAAGCUCGAUCUGAACGGCAGCAACAACGACACCAAUAUGUUCAUUAAGCUAAAAGUGUCCUCGGCCAGUGCCACAGCGGCUGCCGCGGCCAAGUAGGCGGAGGAGGGGUAAAGAUGCUGAUUUAUACUCGAACAUUUUGUAG